GUGGAAACACUGAUUCCCAGUGUCGUCAUUGUCAACAUUCAACACGAAUACAUAAACUGUUGUGAAUGAAAUCCUAGACGUUAUUAAGUUAAAGUGUGAUAAGUUAUUAUUUAAAUUUACAAACAGAAGAAAAUGGAUUUGAGUUUAGAUGAAAUAAUAAAGAAAAAGAAUAUCAAAAUAGGGUCACAAAAACUUAAGGGCAGGUCACAAAAUGGUAGGAGAAACAUGAGCACAGGUAGAGUAAACAAACCAGUACAGAGUAACAAUGGGCGAGUCACCAGACCUCUUCGUCGCACAAACUCUCAGAUUGCAGACAACCCAAGAGUCGUCGAUGCCCGUUUGCGAAUCAUCCAGAAGAAUCGCCAGCGCAUGACGGAUGCUAGAGAUAAACUUUCUGAGCUAGCGAAACAGACGGACGCUCGGAAUAAAAUCAAAGGCAGAAACCCGAAGUUGGCUGUGCAGCCAAAUGGACGAACUGAUCGAGGCCGGAUUAACAGAGAUAACUUCAUCAGAACUUUGAAAUCAGUUCCACUGCUCAAGCGUUCGUUCAGAAACAAUGUUGCAGAGAUCGCAGAUCCUGCCGCGUUGAUUCGUACAAUCAAUCGCCCUAAUCUUAACUAUAUGCCCCGGUCCUCACCCUUGUAUGUGGAUGACUUCGACAUGUCCUCACCGAUGAGGCCUCACACGGAUCUCAGUGGUAUCAAGGUGGUCACACAGAACGAGUACAUGCAAUACAACCAGGUCCAGGAGUACGUACCGGAGCCGAUGUUUGUGGAUCACCAUGACGCCCCUGUAUUUAGAAGGCAUCUUGAUAAUCCCAGGGGUGGCAUUACUGUACCUCAUGGUAGAAGCGGAGGAAGGAUGAGCCAAGAGAUGAGGGCGCGUCUGGACAGUCCCAAGCCUCCCCCCGCCUACAUCUACCCUCCCCCCUCCCACAGUCCCCCACUUUCUCCUGGCCAUCGCAUUGUUGUUUCCAACUUACAUGCCAGCGUUACCCACGAGGACAUUAAGGAGUUGUUUGAGGACAUUGGGCCUCUGCUUACGUCCCGGUUGGUGCGGCCGGGCACUGCCGAGGUGAUCUACAAGGAACACAAGAAUGCCAAGCAGGCAGUGGAAGCGUACCACAACAGACAACUGGAUGGCCAGCCUAUGAAAUGUCUGCUCGUCAAUCCUAGGUCACCAUCUGCCGGAGGUGUCCUGAGGUCCAACAACAUCCCAGCUGCCCCCAAGUACCCCAGCAGUAGCAAGUCUAUGGUGGUCCCGGACCUGUCGGCCAUCCACAAGGCACUGUUCACCAACAAGUGAUCAUGUCGGUCAGCUGAUACUUGUAAAUAGCAUUGACAUUUUUGUAUCAUGUACAGUGUUCCCACUCUACUAAAUAUAACGUACUAAUCUCAAUAUCGUAGGUAUUUAUUGUGUUCAGCCAGAGGUAAGAAAGUUUUUUUAACCGCAUAAAUCCUGUAUUUUUUUAGAAUAUCGCUUUAAUAUCACAAUGCAUAUAAACCAGUCGAACCGAAGGAAUUAAUUGUUAAUAGUUAUUGUAUUUGAAUACAGUGAAAAUUGUACGAAAAUUUGUUUUUCAUGAACAAACGAUUUUAAAUUAUCUGGUUCAUUCGUAGUGGCACAGCCACAGGUCCUCUUCCAGCUGGCAACUUGGGAUGUUUCAGAUGUGUUAUAAAAAGAUGUAAAUUACAAGACUUUGCCUCCAUUAAGAAAUUGCCAAGGUGAAACAUAGCUAACGGAAGCAGAUAAUUUAAUUUCUUUUGAUCCAUAACCCAGAACAGUGAACGAUUUAUUCAGCCUGAUACAUUUUUUCAGUUCGGAAAAUUUUGUCAAUAUAAAAUUUUGUGAACCUCUAUGACUAAAAAGAUUCAAAACAAAUGCAUAUAUUAUUUUAAAGUUUUCUUUAGUUUGUGAAAAUGUAUUUUGGAAUCUGUAAUUGUCAUUAUAAUUUUUAAUAAUCAUUUUGGUUUUGAUUGUGACAUUAUUAGUGUAAUCUUGGAAAUUAUAAAAAGCACAGAGAAUUUGAGUAAUUAAAUUGAGUAAUGUGAAUUAAAAGGUUAAAGUAAAUUCAAACCCUGGAACUGGUAAAUGCGUGAUAUUAGUUAUUUUAGUUACAAUCUACAUGUUAGCACCCGCAAUCAGGCUUUAUUGUUCCACCAAUCAGAGUACUUCUUAUUUAUCUGUUUGUGGUUAUUUUGAUAUCUCGCAGGUUACAAUUUGAGAUAAUACAUUUUUAGUGAAUUUGUGACAGUAACUUCCACGAUUGGUUAAGUGACCUGUGAUGACAUGUAAAAAAGUAAAACAUAAAAAAGUGCAUAGAUAAAAACAUCAUGAAAUUUGUCUAAAUAAAUGUUUGAUUGUUUUAGAUGGGUAAAUAUGAAAUAAACGGCCAGAGUGGCAAAAAACGUAUUGUGUUAUUAACCUAUUUUUAUCAUCCUCUUGAACAAAACAAUAAAAGGUUUCAAUGAUGGGUGGAAAUAACAAAUAACGAAAUUAUGGAACAUAAGAAGUGGAACUACUUUUCUUACGUGGAGUAAUAUUUCCUUUUUUUCAUCUGUGUUGUCUUGUGACUAUGAGUCAACCUUGUAUGGGUUGCUAGCGACAUCAGCCGUUGCCCCAUAUUUGGAUACGUAAAAUAUUAAUAAAAUCUGAAAUCAGGGCCCGACUAUAUAACGUAAAGUAAAGAUGUCUUAUUUUACCAGGGGUCUUUUUAAUAACGUUUGUGUUAUUUUACAUCUUCUGAGAAUAAAAGUUCAUAAAAGUCAUAUUGGCCUUACACAAAUACCUCCUGACAACGGGCUGCUUCCUUGCACUGAUGGAAACAAGUAAAACAUAUCCCUUGAGGUUAAAGAUCAAAUUCUAGAGGGUCUAAUCACAAAUUCCCCUGGCCAUUAAUGCUGGCUGGGAAACAAAUUGGCAAAGUAAAAACAUAUUGUAAAUUCACUUAUCAUACAUUUUUUCGUAUCUUGCAAGAAAAGUAUUUCGACUUUAUUGUUUUGUUUAGAUCGACAAUUGCAAUAGGGUUUAUAGCGCAAAUCUCAUUACCGUUGUGGAUAAAAGUAAGUUUGAAAAUAAUACAAACAAAUUUAACCAAACUGUCUACAAACAAAUAAAUAGUGUAAAAAAACAAACAUAAGUUUAAAUAAGCAAAACUAACAUUAUCCUAAUUUCAUAUGUAUCUACUAACAAACCACUUGGUAAUUUCCGAUCAUGAAAAUAUCUUUUCUCGAUUUGAAAAUAACACACUAUUAUUACACAAUGAACACAUACUCUUAUUCAGAAAAAACACAAUGACUAAUUAAAGAAGGAAUACAUUAAUUUCCUAAUAUUUUAACUGCUCACAUAAUCCACACACAAACGUAUAAAUAACUUUAAAAACUAAUAGACGUAUUAGAGUUAAUGCGCCGCGGUAGUUGAUUAAUGGAUGCCAUGAUUAUCAACAAGGCAGUGAGUCAACUCCGCAGGACGCCUGUUGGUGCUGUACUAAGCUGUUCUGACCAUAGAACACUCAGAUAAGCUAUCUGACAUAACAUUGAAAAUCAUAGAUAAUAAGAAGCACAGUACACAAAUAUAAGCACAAAAAUACCUUUUAUUUAAAUUACUAAAAAACGUACUUAUUUGUAAUUUUCACCUCCUAAAACCAUAUAUAGUUUUGUUUAGGAGGACGAGCAGAAUAUGUUAAUAAUGUUGAAAUUUUAAUUGGCAACUUCCGGCCGUUAACUUUACUGAUACCUAAUUGUUUUAAUUCAUUGGCUUGUAAGUAUUUUCACAUCUUGUGCAAAAAUGAACAAAACAUAAUGGUUUUGUGAUACGUUUAUGAAAAAUACGUGUACAUAUGUAUGUUAUAUCUUUUUUUUUAUUUUCAUGAAAUAGGCUUCAAUAAUAAGUAUAUUUUAGUAUCUUUCAUCCUAAUUAAUAAAUUUCUUUGUUGUAUAAACAAUAGACGUUUUUAAGUAAAUGGUAUUUGUUAACCUCAUAUAAUAGAAAAGCCCACAUUAUUGGUUUUCUUUAUUUAAAAUGUUUCCUCUAAUACAAAAUACCAUAUUUUUCAUUUUAUGUUUUUUAUUGAUUUGGUCAAUAUUUUAUAUAUAAUUUUAACAAUAAACAAACUUUUUUGAUAUUUAGGUGGCAUUGUACUUGUUACAGAACAGUUCUGUGAUAGAAUUUGUGAGCCUGGAGUAGCUGUCACAAAAAGACUCUGUGAUACAAGGCCUAUGAGUUAAUAACUAUUAUAGUGUUAGUAAAUUAACAUGAAUAUUAAUUAAAUGCUUAGACAAUCAUAGUGUGAAUGUUGAAGCUUUUACUUUAAUGUCAGAUUGCAAUUUUGAAAACCGCUGUAUUUGAUGUUUUUAUCUUCAAUUUGAAAAAAAUUAUCUCAUAAUUUGUUUUUUACUCAAAAUUAAAUUCUCUCUUUUUUAUUUUAAAAUUUGUAUAUUUUUAAGUCAGAGUACAAAAAAAAUUCUUUCUAUUUUGUUGUGGUGAUGUUUGUAGAAAAAUACUGAAUAAAAUUUUAAAUAAUAUGAUAUACUUAUUGUAUAUAAUAAAAUAGUAACAACAGGUGAUGUACAAGCACUUAUACCACAGCUUAUGAGGGAUAUUGUAUCACCAGUUCCAGGGUUAAAUAAUUAUUUUUGAAGAUUUCACUAACUGUUUGCUCGGCUCUUGUCAUGAAUUGUAAGUAAUCAGUUGAGCCUAGGAGAUGUUGAAUAAAUAAGUAUAUUUCAGUUACAAACACAUAAUAAUUCAACUUGUUGGGAUUUUAGAUCUUUGUUUCCUUUGGGUUCAGCUUCAGUUUGUUGUGGAACUCGAGUGUGCGUUUAGCUAUUUAGAGAAAUAAAUUGCUCUAUGUAAGCAAAUUUGUUUUUUCUUUUUGCAAUAUAAUUGUUGUUUUAUAACUUUUGUACAUACUGUCCUCCAUAGUAUUAUCAAGCAUUGUUAUAGAUGUCUUAAUUUUAUAAAAUAAUUCUUUGUGAUCUGUUAAAUUAUAAUUUCCUCUGUGGGAAUAAUGAGGUUAUUUAAAUCUGGGAGAUUACUAGCAAAUUGUGUUAGGAAUAAAAUAUGUCCUUGACUGCUUUCGAACACAUAGAUUAAUUUAUGUGUGUAAUAAUUACAUUGUUACUAUCAUUAAACAGAAAUACAUUGAAAUGUUUGAAAAUAUUGUUUUACGUGAACGCUUCCUGUAUUGUUGAUUAAAUCAGGUGUUUGAAGUCAUGCUGCUCCAUCAACUCUUUUGCUGUUAAAUCCUGUUUUUUUUUUUUCAUGCAGUAUUGUUCUCUCCAUAUCCAGUAAUAUAAUUUUAUUUUUACUUUGUACUUCAAUUUUUUUCCAUAAUCCCAAAUAAAAUUUUUUUGUAUAAAAUAAACUUAAGAAAAAUUGAACCUAUUUAGGUGUAGCAGUGUAAAAGUUUAUUUUGAACAAACAUUUUUUAAUAUACAGUGUACUAACAAGGCGAUAUGUAAAAUUAACUGGAUUUUAAAGACUUACAGUGUUGUAGUAAAGAGUAAUUACCUUUUUUUUACAAAAUUGUAAUUAAUGUAUUGGUUUGUGUACAUGACCACUAUGUGGAUCAUCAAAAACUAUUGAAUUAUUGAGUACAACUUUUUCAAGGAAAAUGGAACGUAUUACUAUGCAAUACGUGUGACAAAAUUUACUAAUAAAGACAAUAAAUUAUUGCA
Molecule: messenger RNA, 5678 nt
Organism: Homalodisca vitripennis (glassy-winged sharpshooter)
Lineage: Eukaryota; Metazoa; Arthropoda; Insecta; Hemiptera; Cicadellidae
Product: polymerase delta-interacting protein 3-like
Exons: 8
Coding region: 133-1305 (390 amino acids)
Biological process (GO): mRNA export from nucleus
Cellular component (GO): nucleus
Molecular function (GO): mRNA binding
Source: RefSeq, a predicted model, not a curated record